AUGUCUGCAAAUAUUAGAGUUUUAUCUCCAGAACUGCAGUUGAUUGCAAAACAGGAAUUACAUGAAGAAUCGUCGCAAAUCCCACAAAUGCUAGAGCAAUUUCGAGAGUGGAUUAAGAAGUCGACACAUUUAAAUUCACGAUUAGAUGAUCAAGUUAUAGUUCCAAUAUCGAAGUCACAACCUGAUGGACCUGUCAUAGAAAUCAUUCGUCCAGGGUCUUAUGAUGCUGAAAAGUUUCAUAUUGAAGAAAUUUUAAGAGCAUUUAUGCUUAUUAAUGACUUAAUGUUGAUUGAAAAUGACAAUCUAGCUGUUGUUGGCUCAUUAAGUAUUAUUGAUUUGAAAAAUGUAACCUUAGGUCACUUGCUUCAGAUGCAGCCGUCAAUAAUCAAGAAAAUGACGAUGCUAUCACAAGAAGGUUCACCAAUUCGUCAGAAAGGCAUUCACUAUGUCAAUACUCCACCUGGAUUCGAGAAAGUCUUUAACAUAUUCGUAUCAUUCAUGAAUGAGAAAAUGAAGAAGAGAGUUUUUGUCCACGGAAAUGACAUGGAGUCACUUUUUAAAUCUGGAAUUCCAAAGGACAUUUUGCCAAAGGAAUACGGAGGUGAAUGUGAGUCAAUUGACUAUAUAGUUCAACACUGGGAGCAAAAAAUCAAGGACAACUACGAAAGACUAGUGGAAGAUGUCAAGCUAUAUAAGGUCGAUGAAAGAAAACGAAUCGGAAAGACCAAAAAUCCUGAAAGCUUGUUCGGAAUUGAUGGAACUUUCAGAAAACUUGAAAUUGAUUAA
This is a messenger RNA of Chironomus riparius, 786 nucleotides long. Lineage: Eukaryota; Metazoa; Arthropoda; Insecta; Diptera; Chironomidae. The record is from the annotation of a GenBank genome assembly.